Messenger RNA from Onthophagus taurus, 2647 nucleotides. Its product is annotated as adipocyte plasma membrane-associated protein Hemomucin. Lineage: Eukaryota; Metazoa; Arthropoda; Insecta; Coleoptera; Scarabaeidae. Gene Ontology annotation, cellular component: endomembrane system. The record is from RefSeq and is a predicted model, not a curated record. Gene Ontology annotation, molecular function: hydrolase activity.
UAAAAAGAUCAAAGAUAUUACACGUCAUUGGAAUUAAACUUGAACUGUCAUUCGAAUAAAACGAGCGUACUUUUUAUAGGUUAUCUGAGUUCAUUGUAAACGAGUCCAUUACGGUGAUAUCACCACAAACGGUGAAACAAAUCGAGUAAAAAUGGGUUUUUUCACUAAAUUAAUGCGUUUCGUUACCCUACGCGUAGCUGAAGGUAUUGUGAUCAUUUUGUUAAUUGCUUUCAUGCCAAAUUUACCGCCGUAUUGUAAAAUAUCAAAUUCACGAACGAUAACACCUUCCAUGCCGUUAGAAGGGAAAUUAGCCUUAAAUAAUAAAUUAGACAAUGUUGAAAUUUGGCAUAAAGGACAACUGAAUGGUCCUGAGGGUUUCGCCGAUUACGAUGGGGAAUUAUACACUUCAUUGCAAAGUGGAGAAAUCGUUAAAUUAAUAGGGGAACAUAUAAUACCAAUUGUUCAAUUUGGAAAACCUUGUAAAGGACCUUAUCAAGAAAAGAUCUGUGGAAGACCUUUGGGGAUUGCUUUUGAUAAAGAUGGGUUUUUGAUUGCCGUCGAUGCUUAUUAUGGUAUUUUUAAGGUUAAUGUAAAAACAGGAGAUACAACUCAAUUAAUCUCUGUUGAUCAAGAAAUUGCUGGCAAAAAACCAAAACUACCAAACAGUAUUGCUUUAGCUACCAACGGAGACAUUUUUUGGAGUGACUCAAGUACUGAAUUUUUACUCCAAGAUGGAGCAAUAGACUCUUUUGCUGAUGGAAGUGGAAGAUUAAUUCAUUACAACGCAAAAACGAAAGAAAACACCGUUUUAAUUGAUAAUCUUCUCUUUGCUAAUGGUGUAGCAUUGUCUGAAGAUGAAGAUUUCGUUUUAGUUGUUGAAACUGGAGCCAGCGCAAUACAUAGGUAUUACUUGAAAGGUCCUAAAAAGGGAAGUAGUGAUCUGUUUAUUGAUGGUUUACCUGGGUUGCCAGAUAAUUUAAAAUCUGAUGGAAAGGGUGGAUUUUUCGCCCCAUUAGUCGCAAGUCGCGAUUCUGAAAACCCAAUUCCUACACAGUUUUUAGCGCCGUGGCCAUUAAUUCGAAAAUUUAUCUCUAGAAUUUUCGGUUUAACCGAAUUUGGAUUUAACUUGAUUCAAAAAAUUUAUCCAAAUGAAUAUGCAGAAAAAGCUAUUCACUUUGUUGGUCAUUUUUCAUCAUUAUCACUUUUAUUGCCAAAGCGUGUAACUAUUCUACAUUUAUCAAAAAAUGCGGAAAUAAUUCAAAGUUGGCAUACAACGAAUAAAAAAAUCUCUGCGAUUUGCGAAAUGCACAUUUUUAAAGGUCAAGUUUAUCUAGGUACGCCUUUUAAUGAUUACAUCGGAAGAAUUUCCGCUGAUAAAUUGGGAUUGGAAGGUUACGGACUAAAAAAAGAACCGGUCAAGGUUACUCCUCAGCCACCUAAAACAGAAACGAUCACGAGUACAACACCAAAACCGACCACUACAACCGAGAAGCCGACAACAACGACUCCAAAACCGUCCAUACCGCAAAAUAUAAAAGAAGAAAACGUACAAAAAUCAAAUAAAAAUACCCAAAAACCAACUGAUAAUAAUCAGAAACCAAUAAAAACUGGAAAAGUAAAGGAAAACAUUCAAAAACCAACUGAAACAAUGAAAAAACCAAAACCUACAACCACAGAAAAACCAACUGUUACGCCACAAAAGCCAACGAAACAAAAGAACGAUGUUCCCAUUAAAGAAGUAAAAAAAGACAUUAAAGAAGAAGUAAAAAAAACCGUUAAAGAAGACAUAAAAAGUACUGAGAAUAAGAAAGAUGUUCCAAAAACACAAGAAACACCAAACGAUCGUAAACAAGAAAAUGUAGAGAAAACUAAAACAAAGAAUGAAAAGGAAACUGUACAAAAAAUGGGUGAUGGAGUAAAAGACAAGGUAAAAGUGAGUGAAACUAAGACCAAAGACACCAAAAAACGUAUUGAGUUGUAAUUUUGAAGAUAUAUUUGGUUCUUUUGUUUAACUAUUUCUAUUUUUUUAAUAUGUUAAUUUGAUUUUUGGUGAUACUGCUAUCUUUUAAUAUAAAUUUCUUAUUAUAAUCUGCUUGGAAGAAUCAAAAAUAAUACUUUCUAAAAAUACUUUAAAUGAAUUCGAAAACGUUAAUUCGCGAACAUAUGGCAGCUACAAAUAUCAUAAUAACAAUCACUUUCACAUUCCAUAUUUCAUCAUCUGUGAUUUUGUUCGUUUUUAUAUGAUUAGUACAUUGUUUUUUUUUUAUUUCGUUUUCUUUGAUAUUUUCAUCAACGUGUUUUUAUGGUUGAGAAACAAUUCUUUGGAACAAAAUUAUCUGAAACUUCCUGAACUUAAACGCACAUUUUUGGCAAUAAUCAGUAAAGUUAAUGCUGGAGAAGUUUUUUAAAAACUUUUUUUGACCUUGUUUACCUUGAGAUUAUUUAAUUCGAAGCUACACUGAAUAGAUUUGAAACUUAGUACUAAAUUUUUGUAUAUUUAAGCGUUUAAAUUGUGGUAGUUAAUCGCUACAGGUUAUUUUCAAAGGCAUUUAUGUUCUAUUUUUUAAGUAGUUCUUUGUUUAAUAAUUUGUUUUUGUUCAUUGUUGUACUGAAAGUUAAUUAAUAAAGAGUUCCUUAAAAAAUUAAA